This is a messenger RNA of Heteronotia binoei (common prickly gecko), 5431 nucleotides long. RefSeq names its product bromodomain and WD repeat domain containing 3 (gene BRWD3). The record is from RefSeq and is a predicted model, not a curated record. Gene Ontology annotation, biological process: regulation of transcription by RNA polymerase II; regulation of cell shape; cytoskeleton organization. Gene Ontology annotation, molecular function: protein binding. Lineage: Eukaryota; Metazoa; Chordata; Lepidosauria; Squamata; Gekkonidae. Gene Ontology annotation, cellular component: nucleus.
AUGGGGGAGACUUACGAGGAGAAAGACAAAGGCCUAGGCCUUAUCACUGGCAUCACACAGGAACUGACAUCAUCAUGCCAGCGACACCCAGAUGACAUUCUGGCAUUUUGGAAAAACUCUAUGGUAAAACUGGCUUCUACCAUGGUUUCCCCCCAAAUAUCAGAGCACUGCCUGGAUGUUGCUGGCCUGGAACGCAACGGCUACAACGACCGGCUCCCUCUCACGCCCUCGCCUUUUCCUUCUCCGGUCCCCCUCGCGCCGCCCAGGCCUCUCUCUCUCUCUCUCGCUCGCUCCGUCGCCCCCAAGCGGCCGGAGGCCUCCGCCGAGCCUCCCCGCCGCGUUUCUUUUUUUCCUUCCCCCUCCCCUCCCCCUGCUUCUUUCGCGGCCGCUGUCUCGCUCUCCCUCUCUCUCUCCGCGCGCCGCUCGCGCCCUUCUUCGCAGUCCAUCAGGCGAAGCAGCAGCCCGCCGCGCGAGCGUGGCGGAGCCCCGGCGGCGGGCGGCGCUUCGCGCCCCCUGCCGCCGCCGGCGGCUGCUCUGGGCGGCUUGUGUGGGGAGGGAGAGAGAGAGAGCGAGAGGAGAGGGAAACAGGGGGAAGCCGCUUCUGCCACCCCCAAAAACCGGCUGCCCCGGAACCCGCCGCUCUCCCGACGACGGGGUGCUUCUCUGCUUCCCCCGCUCGCCUCCCUGACGGGGCCCUGUGAGGAUGGCGGCCCCAGAGGCGGCGGCGGCGGCGGCGCCGAGCCAGCUCGAAGCCGGUGGGUCUCCCUCUCUCCUCAGCGCCGCUUCCCCUCGCCCGACCCCUGCCUCUUUAACCUGCCUUUUCUCCUUCCAGAGCUCUACUUCCUCAUCGUCCGCUUCCUGCAGUCCGGACCGUGUCAGAAAGCCGCCCAGAUGCUGGUGGAGGAGCUGGAAGAGCACCAGUUGAUCCCAAGACGCCUCGAUUGGCUGGGCAAGGAACACCAAAGAAGCUUUGCGGAUAUGGUGGCAGCUAAUGCGCACAUCCCUCCGGACCACCUUCUUAGAAUUUGUGAACGGGUCGGACCAUUGUUGGAGAAGGAGAUCCCGCCAAGCGUACUUGGUGUGAAGAGUUUACUGGGAGUGGGACGGCAGUCUUUGCUAAGGGCUGCAGAAGACUGCAGACCCACAGCACGGAAAGGCUCAGCUUUUGGAGCUCUGCACAGAGGCCGGCCUCUCAAACUACCUGUGAACCACAGGAAACCGCCAAAUAUGGUCAAUGUCAUUUGUGCCAGACCUAUAACUGCAUAUGGGCGUUUCAACCAUAUGUUCCCAACAUCGUUGUACCAGCACAUCAAAAUGCACAAUAUGAUUCUCGGACACUUAUCAUCUGUGUAUUGUGUUGCAUUUGAUCGCAGCGGGCGGCGAAUUUUCACAGGCUCUGAUGAUUGCUUGGUGAAAAUCUGGGCUACGGCUGAUGGGCGUCUGCUUUCAACACUCCGAGGACAUUCGUCCGAAAUCUCCGAUAUAGUUGUUAACUAUGAAAAUACACUGCUCGCUACGGGCAGCUGCGACGGUGUGAUCCGAGUCUGGUGCCUUCAAACUUGUGCGCCUGUCGCGGUGCUGCUGGACCACUCAGCUUCCAUUACUUCCAUACAGUUUUCUCCAGCGAGAAACGGAACAACAGGAUACCUCACUUCUACUGGUGCUGACGGAAUGAUCUGCUUCCGGCAAUGGAAUUCGAAAACAAUGAAAUUUAUGGAGCAGUCAGUUAAAUUUGAUGAAAGAUCAAGACCUGGCAUUCAGAUAAUUUGUGCAUCUCUCAGCUCAGGUGGCAUGUUUAUUGCAACAGGGAGCACUGACCACGUGAUAAGACUGUAUUACUUGGGCUCUGAAUCGCCAGAGAAAAUCGCUGAGUUAGAAUCUCAUACGGACAGAGUAGUUGCUGUUCAGUUCUGCAACAGUGGAGACAGACUGCGGUUUGUCAGUGGAAGCAGAGAUGGCACAGCGAGAAUAUGGCAAUACCAACAGCAGGAAUGGAAGAGUAUAGUGUUGCACAUGGCUACAAAGAUGACUGGGAAUGGUGUCGCACCUGUGGAAGACAAAGUGCCUAAGCUGAGGGUGAUCAUGGCAGCUUGGGAUCGAUCAGAUACCUUGGUGAUCACAGUAGUCCACACCUUCCUCUUGAAAGUAUGGAAUUCUUCUACAGGGCAGCUCCUUCACAACUUAUCCGGCCACAACGACGAAGUGUUCGUUUUGGAAGCUCACCCAUUUGACCAAAGGAUCAUGCUCUCGGCAGGCCAUGAUGGGAAUGUUUUCAUUUGGGACCUCGAAAAAGGAACAAAAAUUUGCAGUUACUUCAACAUGAUUGAAGGCCAGGGGCAUGGAGCAGUCUUAGACUGCAGAUUCUCCCCCAGUGGGCAGCAUUUAGCUUGCACAGAUGCACAUGGGCACCUGCUGCUAUUUGGUUUUGGAUUCAAUGCAUCGUUCGGAAAGAUUCCUAAUCAGAUGUUCUUCCACACCGAUUAUCGCCCCCUGAUCCGUGAUUCUAAUAGCUAUGUGCUGGAUGAACAAACUCAGCAAGCCCCACAUCUCAUGCCUCCCCCCUUCCUGGUAGAUAUGGAUGGAAACCCCUACUCAGCAAUAUACCAAAGGCUUGUUCCAGGGAGGGAGAACUGUAGAGAUGAACAGCUCAUUCCUCAUCUGGGAUAUAUAGCGAUUGGUGAUGGAGAGGUGGUGGUCCAAGUGAUUGGGCAGCAGGCCGAAUACCAGGAUGAGAAUGGAACGGUCAGAGAGUCGCAACGAGAAGAAGAUGCAAGGAGGCUGAGCGAAAGUGAAGUCCCUUCAAAUCCAAGCAGACCCCAGCCUGUUAGCAGUAAGGCUUAAGUCUUGAGUUUGGAUCUUGCUUCCUUGCCAGAUGUCGGGCUUAGACGGAGCGGCCAGAUUGUCCCGAGAAUUCAGAUAGCCACCGAGAGACAUCCCAUGCCGUGGAGCAGGAGAGUGGUGGUGAAUGAACUGCCUCCUGGAGUUAGAAGAGUUCAUAAAGAAAUACAAGCUGCCAAAGUUAAUCUAGAAAUCCGUCAGUACACAUCUGAAAAGAAGAGGGAGCCUCCCCCCACAUUGCCAAUGAGUAAUAUGCCUAGGUGUGGAAGAAACUUGCGACGUAAACCACGCAAGCACCAGCACGCUUAUGAGACGCGGUCCACCAUGGAACAGACUCCCCAAAGAACAAUUUUGCAGAUCCAUGAGGAGUUGGAAAGCUCCUCUGAGGAAGACAACACAGGUGAGACAACAAGUUCGCCUGGGGAGGAGAACGCGGAAUCACAGAGCGCAAGCAGUUCCAGUGAUUCAUCCAGUGAAUAUUCGGACUGGACUGCAGAUGCUGGCAUCAGCCUCCAGCCUCAAAAACGGGAGACCAGACGAGCUGCUCACAGAAUCUUUAGCAGUUCUGAAGAUGAGCACAAGGAAGAAAAGGGCAGAAGGACAAAGAAAAAGGAAGAACCGACAGAAGAAUCAUUUGCUCCCCAAUGGAUUCUGGACACCAUCCCGCGACGGUCACCUUAUGUCCCGCAAAUGGGAGACAAGAUUGUCUAUUUGAAACAAGGGCACGAAGCAUACGUCCGUGCCGUACAGACGAGGAUUUAUAGCGUCAACUUGAAAAAGCAGCCAUGUAUGGAGCUCAGGGAACAAGAAUUUGCAAAAAUUGUGGGCAUUAAAUAUGAAGUUGGGCCACCAACCCUUUGCUGCUUAAAGCUUGAUCUGGAUCCUAUCAUAGGCAAACUGACGGGCGAUUCCUUUUCCAUCAAGUACCACGAUAUGCCAGAUGUCAUCGAUUUCCUUGUGUUGAGUCAGUUUUACAACGAAGCCAAAGAAAGGAACUGGCAGAUUGGUGAAAGAUUCAGAAGUGUCAUCGACGACGCCUGGUGGUUCGGCACGAUAGAGAGCCAGCAGCCGUUCGAGCCAGAGUACCCAGACAGCAUGUUCCAGUGCUACAGUGUUCGCUGGGACAACAACGAAAAAGAAAAAAUGAGCCCCUGGGAUAUGGAGCCAGUUCCAGAAGGAGCUGCUUAUCCAGAGGAGGUUGGAGCUGGGAUCCCUGUGACAAGAGAGGAGCUGGCCUCUCUGCUGUACAAGCCCCAGGAAGGCGAAUGGGGGACCCAUUCUCGAGACGAAGAAUGUGUGCGGAUCCUUCGAGGCAUCGAUCAACUGUUGUGCCUAGAUAUUUCUAAUCCCUUUGCUGUCCCGGUGGACCUUAGUGCCUAUCCUCGCUACUGCUCUGUGGUUGCUUAUCCAACUGACCUCACCACAAUCAGGAGAAGACUUGAAAACAGAUUUUACAGGCGAAUAUCAGCAUUAAUCUGGGAGGUACGACUCCUGGAAGAAAACACGAGGACUUUCAAUAAACCUGAAAGUCCUCUAAUUAAGGCAGCUGUGAUAAUCACAAAUGUCUUACUCCGCUUUAUCAGUGAUCAGAGUAGCACAGAUAUUCUUGAAAAAUACAGCAAAAUAAAGGCAGAAUAUCUGAGGAGCUCAAAUGAGGAAGAGGAGCAUGAUCCUAGCAAUCCUAGUAAUCCUAAAACCGUUGUUUCCCAGCAGAAGUCAGAAGUGCUGCAGAGCAGGAGGUCGCAGCUGCGGUAUCAAAAAAGACUACGGAGCAGCAGUAGCAGUAGCAGCAGUUCUUCCUCCGGCAGCAGGGCACCCAGCCCCAAAAGAAAACAAAGGCCGCUGAAGAACACCUCACUGCCUUCAUCUUAUGAUCAGUCUCCUGAUAAGCCCCUCACAAAUGGCGAUAGGAGGAAACCACGGGCAGCGGUCAAGAGAAGGCUCUCAAGUACAUCAGAAGAGAAUGAGCCCACCGGGAAGGAAGGAAGCGGGAAUUCAGAAGUGAGUUCAAGUGGCUCCGAUUCAGACUCUGAAUCCAGCUGUAGAACAGACCACGACUACAGCAAGUCCUUAAAAGUGCGACCAAGGAGGAAGCUUCAGCGGAGCAUCUCCAGUGAGCGACGCACUUGGCGAGGCAGAGGGAGGGGGAGGAGAGGGCGAUGGGGCUGGUGGGGCAGGAGAAGCAGAGGGGGGCGAGGCGGCAGAGGCGGUAGAGGCGGACGAAGCUGCAGCCGAGGAAGGCGAGGCAGACGGGGAGGAAGAAGAGGACGAGGGAGAGGAGCCCCCAGAGGCCCUUCCAGAGCCAACAGGCCACGUGUCGCCUACGAGUUUGAGAACUUUUUGGGUGGGUGUUCAGGGGAGAACACAUCUGGCGGGCAGUUUGGCCGGCCCCUUCAAAUUAAGACCAGGAACGAAGGCAGGCGGACUGUUUCGUACAACGAUGACUCGGACAACGACACCUUUGCGCACACUGGGGAUCCCCUGAGCCUUGGUACUUCCAGGUCAGGCAGGGUACGAAAAAUGACUGAAAAGGCCAGGGUCAGCCACCUCAUGGGAUGGAACUGCUGAACAGCAGGGAAUCCAUCAACGUGAA